ACCUCUCUUCUCAAUCACUCAGCUCUGAACAACAGCUUCACUUCUCUCACUAAACUUAAUCAACCGACUAGUAAAAGUCUCAACUCAGAUCUCAUCUCAAUGGAAAAAGUUGAGAGACAAAGCGAAGAAGCAUCUUUUCUAUGGCUUCCUUUUCACUUCCUCAACCAAACUAUUAAAGCUAUCUUAAGGUGUCUAGGACUACUUCAUCAUGAUCCUCCCACGGUUAAGAAAACGUCCUCAGAUUCUGCACCCUUAAACCAGCCGGAAGAGGAAGAAGAAGACGAUGUUGUCAUGGAAGACAACCUCGUUGUGACGACUAUGGGCAGUAAAAACGGCAUCGUAAUAACGAAUAGGGGAACAAAGGUGCAAGCAAAGAAAAGGGGCAAGGAAAAUUUUAGCCCAGGACGACCGGGGAAACAUCACUAGCAGUUACAUAGUUACAUUACAUUAUUAAUUAGCUAAAAUGUUUGCAGCUAGUUAUGAUUUUAAUUUUGUUUUAAUAAGUGUGUUUCAGUGAUGGUACUAGUAUAGUGUUGUUAUUUGUAUUGAUAGUUCUUAAUGAUAUUAACAAAUCUACGGAUACAAAAUGA
Raphanus sativus (radish) is the source of this 590-nucleotide messenger RNA. RefSeq names its product precursor of elicitor peptide 1. The coding region runs from base 100 to 426 and encodes 108 amino acids. The record is from RefSeq and is a predicted model, not a curated record. Gene Ontology annotation, biological process: innate immune response. The transcript has 2 exons. Lineage: Eukaryota; Viridiplantae; Streptophyta; Magnoliopsida; Brassicales; Brassicaceae.